Messenger RNA from Brassicogethes aeneus, 5205 nucleotides. NCBI's taxonomy places the organism in Eukaryota, Metazoa, Arthropoda, Insecta, Coleoptera, Nitidulidae. The record is from the annotation of a GenBank genome assembly.
UAUUUAACUAAUAUCAUCAUGUAUAAAGUAAAAUUAUUCUAAACUAAUAACUAAAUGUUAAAAACAAUAAACUUUUCAAUAAUGAAUACGUUGGUGAUACUCCUUAACAUUCUGAUUGUGGUGGUGGUAAGUGGAGGACCGGCAUGGAAGGAGGUGCAGAGAGGUAGCGGACUGAAAAUUGGGCAGGGUAGCAAAAACGUGACCUCUUCAAGGGGGAACGGAAUUAAAAUCGGCAGCGGAUCAAGAGCGUCCAGAGUAACCACGACGACAAUACAGCCAGAGGAGGAUCAUAUCAACCCACCGACGGUGGCUACGUCGAAUAAUGGUUCAAAGUUCCUUAAUGUUGGGCUGGUGGUUCCAUAUAAAUCAUUUGAGGUUCGGGAAUAUUCGAAGGCGAUUGGUAAUGCUAAGAAGGCUGUGUAUAGAAAACUUAGACAGAUUAAAUAUUCCGACAUUAAUGUAUACACCGUCAUGAAAGAGUUAACUCCAAGUCCAACAGCAAUUCUGAAGUCGCUAUGCAAAGAAUUCCUGACAUACAACGUGUCAGCCAUACUCUACCUAAUGAACUAUGAACAAUAUGGCCGUAGCACCGCAUCCGCACAAUACUUCCUGCAGCUCGCAGGAUAUUUAGGGAUUCCGGUGAUAGCCUGGAACGCUGACAAUUCGGGGUUGGAGAGGCGCGCCUCCCAAUCGUCCUUGCAGCUGCAGCUGGCACCGUCGUUGGAGCACCAAACAGCUGCGAUGCUGAGCAUCCUGGAGCGUUACAAAUGGCAUCAGUUUUCAGUGGUGACCAGCUUAAUAGCCGGCCAUGACGAUUUUAUUCAAGCUGUGAGAGAGCGGGUGUCCGCCAUGCAGGAUCGAUUUAAAUUUACAAUUCUAAACGCAGUCCUUGUGGCCAACAAAGGAGACCUUGCGGCUCUUGUGGACUCCGAAGCCAGAGUAAUGCUCCUCUACUGUACUCGCGAAGAAGCAAUAGACAUCCUGACAGCAGCGAGAGAUUUACAUUUAACCGGCGAAAACUACGUUUGGGUGGUAACGCAAAGUGUUAUCGAAAACCCUCUACAGGCGCCCUACCAAUUUCCUGUAGGAAUGUUGGGAGUUCACUUUGACACGUCCAGUUCCAGUCUUGUUAAUGAAAUUAUGACCGCCAUCAAAGUCUAUGCAUACGGCGUCGAGAACUUCAUGAAUAAUUCGAAGAAUGCUGGAAAAUCGCUCAACACGCAACUCUCCUGUGAUGGUGCUGGAGCUUCUCGAUGGGAAACCGGCGAUUUAUUCUUCCGGUAUCUGAGAAACGUUAGCGUUGAAGCCGAUGCCGGUAAACCGAACCUGGAGUUUACUCAAGACGGCGUUCUUAAAGCCGCCGAGCUUAAAAUCAUGAAUCUAAGGCCCGGAAUUAGCAGACAACUAGUAUGGGAAGAGAUCGGCGUAUGGAAGUCAUGGCAGAAAGAGGGUCUCGACAUAAAGGACAUAGUGUGGCCAGGCAACAGUCACACACCGCCACAGGGUGUGCCGGAAAAGUUCCAUUUAAAAAUUACAUUUUUAGAGGAGCCGCCCUACAUUAACCUGGCUCCUCCUGACCCAGUUACCGGAAAAUGCUCCAUGGAUCGUGGCGUUCUAUGCCGGAUUGCCAGCGACUUGGACAUACAAGAGGUUGACAUGGCGGAAGCCCACCGCAACGGCAGUUACUACCAGUGUUGUUCCGGAUUCUGCAUCGAUUUGUUACAAAAGUUCUCGGAAGAGUUGGGCUUCACGUACGAGCUGGUGCGCGUGGAGGACCGCCGCUGGGGCACCAACGAGAACGGCAAAUGGAACGGCUUGAUAGCCGACCUUGUUAACCGUAAAACGGACAUGGUCAUGACGUCGCUCAUGAUUAAUGCCGAACGAGAAGCAGUGGUGGACUUUAGUGUUCCCUUUAUGGAAACUGGCAUAGCAAUAGUUGUUGCAAAACGUACUGGUAUUAUAUCUCCCACAGCCUUUUUAGAACCCUUCGAUACCGCCUCUUGGAUGUUGGUAGGAGUGGUCGCCAUUCAGGUGGCCACAUUCAUGAUCUUCUUGUUUGAAUGGUUGUCUCCAAGCGGAUUUAACAUGAAACUUGCCUUUAACGAGGGAUCUCCAUCUGCCUCUCACAGAUUUUCGUUGUUUCGUACUUAUUGGUUGGUUUGGGCAGUGUUGUUUCAAGCUGCUGUGCAUGUCGACUCCCCGAGAGGUUUUACCUCCAGAUUUAUGACCAACGUAUGGGCAAUGUUUGCUGUCGUAUUCCUUGCCAUAUAUACUGCCAAUCUAGCUGCCUUCAUGAUAACCAGAGAGGAGUUUUUUGAAUUUACCGGUUUGGAUGAUUCUCGUCUUUCCAGACCAUUUUCUCACAAGCCUACUAUUAAAUUCGGUACAAUACCAUGGUCACAUAGUGACUCAACAAUAGCAAAAUAUUUUAAAGAAAUGCACUCGUACAUGCGAACCUACAACAAAUCUACUGUUCUUGAUGGAGUCGCUCAGGUUCUCAGUGGGGAAAUGGAUGCUUUUAUUUACGAUGGAACCGUUCUUGAUUACCUAACCUCACAGGAUGAAGACUGUAGAUUAAUGACAGUUGGUUCGUGGUACGCAAUGACUGGAUAUGGAUUGGCUUUUCCCAGAAAUUCAAAAUACAUAAAAAUGUUCAACAAGAGGAUGCUUGACUUUAGGGAAAAUGGCGAUUUAGAAAGAUUAAGAAGAUAUUGGAUGACAGGCGUUUGCAAACCGGGAAAACAAGAGCACAAAACAUCGGAUCCCCUGGCACUGGAGCAGUUUUUGUCGGCGUUCCUGCUACUUAUGGCCGGGAUAUUACUUGCCGCUCUCCUCCUGUUUCUAGAAUAUUUGUACUUUAAGUAUGUAAGAAAGCAUCUCGCCAAAACUGACAGAGGAGGAUGCUGCGCUUUGAUAAGCUUGUCGAUGGGAAAGAGUCUAACAUUCAGAGGUGCUGUGUUUGAGGCACAGGAUAUCUUGAAAAAUCAUCAAUGCAGGGAUCCAAUAUGCGACACACACCUGUGGAAAGUGAAAAGGGAAUUGGACAUUUCACAACUUCGGUGCAAACAACUCGAAAAGGAACUUGAAAGCAACGGUAUCAAGCCUCCUCCACCCUGCAAGCGUGUUGUAGUUUCCGGAGAGCAAGCCAGGGCAAGACUAAGGAACCUUACUCCUUAUGAAAAAGGCAGCAACUUGGAUUUGUGCGGCCCAACAGAAAUAGCAGAGAUGGAAACGGUGCUGUGAUCCAAAAGGAAAAAUAAAGUUUACGGACAACACCAAACUUUUAAUAAUGCGUAUUAUUUUAAUGUUUAAGAUUAUUUAAUUUUCAUUAUAAAAUCACUCUACUCGCACAUAUAUUCAUGAAUAAAUGUUGGAGAGAGCUAAGCAGAAAAUAAACUCUUAUGAUGUGGUGCAUUGUUAAAUAGUUCAGUGUCGAUAUAAUUUUUAUUUACUUAUAGAUAUAAACAAAGACUCCUAUAUACGUAUAAUAUAUAAUAUACAACUAUUAACAUAAGUAUGGUAUAAAAAAAGCUGAAAGGAAAAUAAAUUUCGAUAACUUUGUGGAGAAAAUGGGUUUUAUUUUGUUUUAAUCACUGCCGUUUUAAAGUAUUCUGCCUGCUGUACUUUAAUAGAAAUACAGGGUGUUUAUUAAAUGCCAAAUAUUUUUAUAUUGAAAUGAAAGUUUUACAAAGCUGCAGAAUUUUAUUAAUUACAACGUUUUUACUUUUAUUAGUAGUUUAAUUUAACAAACAACCUGUACACAGAAAUUUUAAUUCUUCUUUCAGCUUCAAAAAUAAAUUAUUUUUAUGUAGAUAAUUAUUAACGUAAAUAAACGUUAUUUGUAAAAAGUGAAGAGUCGUUUAUAGUCAUGAAUACAUACAAGAUAAAACGUAUGUUAUUAUGUUAGGAUGUGAGGAAUAAAAUGAAAAAUUAAAGGGGCGGAGAGUAGAUAGCAAAAUAUCUGCCGACAAAUAUUAUUACUGUUAUAAUAAAAGUAAUUACUUGCAACUUCGAUACGGAUCUACAUUUUCAACAUAAAAAAUUGUGUCAUCGAAGGAGCAAACAUUAUUUUAUCAGAAUCAAUGAAAACCCUAAUAUCGAUUUUCUUAUUCCACAUCGCAUACUUUUUUAUUUUAAUUAUGAAUUGUUUACAUGAACGAUUCUUCACUGCUUUACAUGGUUGUUGCUAAAAUGUUGUUGCUGUUAUUGUUGUUGCAUACAUAAUAUAUUAUGUAUCUGAAAUAUAUAAACGGCCUCUAGAAGUAGAUAAAUACUAUAUAUAUGCAUACUAUACCAUAAUACUAUAAUUGUCUUUUCAUUUUAUGUAAACAAUUUAUCGCGUUUACAGAAUUGAAAUAAAUUAUUUAAUAUGCCGCCUACAACUUCCCGAAAAUAGAAGUGUAAUCUAAUAAUUUGUAAAAAAAAGGAAUUUAUUUUUUAUUACUUGUACCUUACGUUUGAAAUUAAUACCAAACUGUUUGAAUUAAAAUCUUUUAAUCUAAAAUAAAGAGCAUCAUAUAUUUAAAUUAAUCGCUUCAUAUAUAAAAGCUCUGAAAAUCCAUUAUGAAAAGACAGGGUAAUUUUAUAAUCUAUAAUAUAAAUAUGAGUAAGAGAUAGAUAGAAAUAAAUGUGAAGAAUAUAUUGAUGUCUAUAGUAUAGUUACAAUUAUAUUCGUGUAUUCUAAAUAUAAAGUUUAAUGGAAUUAUAACAAAAAAGAUAUUGUGCAUUAAGUUAAUAUUAAAAGCACCAUUUGAAUUUAAUUUCUAUUGGUCGUUUAUAUAUUUCACCUAAAAUUAUAUAUCCUAGUAUCUGCACAUUUUCAAAAAUAUUUUUGUAUAAAAAUAACUUCUGUUAAAAUGUACCCCUUAUUGCGAUAUGUAGCUCAAUUUUUUUACCAUUUUUGUAUGAAAUUAUUUACUAUGGAAAUUUGCGAAGCUUUAAUCUAAUAAAAAGUCCAUCCAUUUGAGUUUUAUCUUGUUUUAAGUUUUUAAAAAGUAAUAAAGCAGCAAUUUAUGUUUUUUUGUGGUGAACAAAAAUAAUAUUUGGAAAAGUUUAAAACAAGAGAAUAAGCUGAUGGAUUGAUGUUUAAUAAUGUGGUUUACUGUAUGGGUGUUUUGUUAAAAUAAAAACAUAAAAACAAAUGUAAAUAAAAUGCAAUAAACUUAUAUUUAAACAAGUCAAUAAUAUAGAUCAGUUAAUGUUAAC